CCUCUCUGCAACCUUCUACGGUGACGACGACGACGACGACUACGGUUACAUCGGAAUAUUCUUAAGCACUGAUAUGGCGACGGCAUCUAGUAAUGUAAGUAAGAAGUGUUUCGAUCGUCGAGACCGUCUUCGUGAGAUAGAAUCAAAGGUUAAAAAAUGGUGGGAAGAGGAAGAUGUUUUCAAAUCAGAACCUGGUGAAAACCCUCCAAAACCGGGUGAAAAAUUCUUCGGCAAUUUCCCUUUUCCUUACACGAAUGGUUACCUUCAUUUAGGCCAUGCAUUUUCUCUUUCCAAGUUGGAAUUCGCAGCAGCUUUUUACCGAUUGAGAGGCGCCAAUGUGCUUCUGCCAUUUGCCUUUCAUUGUACCGGCAUGCCGAUGAAAACUUCUGCUGAUAAACUCGCUAGAGAAAUUCAACAAUUCGGAAACCCACCCGUGUUCCCGGGGGUACAAGAAGACAAUGCCAUGGGUGCCGAGGGUGCUUCCGACGAUGAUUCCAAUGCCAAACCUUCGGUUAAUAACAAGUACAAAGGGAAGAAGUCUAAGGCUGCUGCAAAAUCAAGCGGACAGGCUUAUCAGUGGGAGAUUUUGAGGAGUGUUGGUAUAUCAGAUGAAGAGAUUUCAAAGUUUCAGGAUCCUUAUAAGUGGCUUACUUAUUUUCCACCUUUGGCUGUAGAGGAUCUUAAGGCAUUUGGUUUAGGUUGUGAUUGGAGAAGGUCGUUUAUUACGACCGAUAUGAACCCUUAUUUUGAUUCUUUCGUUAGGUGGCAAAUGAGGAAAUUGAAGUCAUUGGGGAAGGUUGUUAAAGAUGUUAGGUAUACAAUUUUUUCGCCUUUGGAUGGACAACCGUGUGCUGAUCAUGAUAGGGCUAGUGGUGAAGGUGUUCAGCCUCAAGAGUAUAUGAUUAUCAAGAUGGAGUUGGUAUCGCCUUUUCCUGAUAAAUUUAAGGCUCUUGAAGGAAAGAAGGUUUUUCUUGCUGCUGCGACGUUGAGACCCGAGACUAUGUAUGGUCAAACAAAUGCAUGGGUUUUGCCUGAUGGAAAAUAUGGAGCAUUUGAAAUCACUGAAACUGAGGUCUUUGUUCUUACACAUAGAGCAGCACUUAACCUUGCUUACCAGAACCACUCAAGAGUACCUCAGGAACCCACUUGCUUGCUUGAGCUCACAGGUCAUGAUUUGAUCGGCCUUCUACUUAGGUCUCCGCUUGCGUUAACUGAGGUUAUAUUUGUACUUCCUAUGCUGUCUAUUUUGAUGAAUAAAGGUACUGGGGUGGUGACCAGCGUGCCUAGUGAUGCUCCGGAUGAUUACAUGGCCUUGAAGCAUUUGAAGAAGAAACCAGAAUUUAGGGCCAAGUACGGUGUAAAGGAUGAAUGGGUGAUGCCGUUUGAUAUUGUGCCUAUUAUUGAAGUUCCAGAGUUUGGAAAUAAGUGUGCAGAGACAGUUUGUUUGCAAAUGAAAAUCGAAAGUCCGAAUGAGAGAGUUAAGCUUGCAGACGCGAAGGAUAUAACAUACUUGAAAGGAUUCUCCCAAGGAAUAAUCAUUGUUGGAGAAUUUAAAGGGAGGAAAGUUCAAGAAGCUAAGCCAUUGAUUAGGAGAAAGCUUUUGGAAACAGGUCAAGCUAUUGUGUACAGUGAACCCGAGAGGCCGGUGAUGUCAAGAUCUGGUGAUGAAUGUGUUGUUGCUUUGACAGAUCAGUGGUAUAUAACAUAUGGGGAAUCAGAAUGGAAGAAAUUAGCUGAAGAUUGCUUGUCUAGCAUGAACCUGUAUUCGGAUGAGACACAAAAUGGAUUCGACCAUACUUUAAGUUGGUUGAACCAGUGGGCUUGCUCACGAUCAUUUGGUCUUGGGACACGAAUACCAUGGGAUGAACAGUUCCUAGUUGAGUCCUUAUCUGAUUCCACCAUUUACAUGGCUUAUUACACUGUUGCACACCAUUUGCAGAAUGGCGACAUGUAUGGAACUAAUGAAUCUGCUAUCAAACCUCAACAGCUGACUGAUGAUGUCUGGGAUUAUAUUUUUUGCGGUGGUCCUUUUCCUAAGUCCACGGAUAUUUCAUCAACCGUUUUAGAAAGAAUGAAGCUGGAGUUUGAGUAUUGGUAUCCUUUUGAUCUUCGAGUUUCUGGUAAGGAUCUCCUUCAGAACCAUCUUACUUUCUGCAUUUACAACCACACUGCAAUUUGGUCCAAGCGUCACUGGCCUCGUGGGUUUAGGUGCAAUGGUUUCUUACUGCUCAAUAAGGAAAAAAUGUCCAAGUCCACUGGAAAUUUCAGGACUCUUCGUCAGGCAAUUGAAGAGUUUUCUGCUGAUGCUACACGUUUCGCUUUGGCGGAUGCUGGUGAUGGCGUUGAUGAUGCAAAUUUUGUUUUCGAGAAAGCAAAUAAGGCAAUUCUCGAUCUCACCCAACAGAUUGCCUGGUAUGAAAAAAUUCAGGAUGCAAAAUCUUCUAUGAGAACUGGUGCCCCGUCUACUUAUGCUGAUCGCGUGUUUGCCAAUGAGAUAAACAUUGCUAUCAAAACAACUGAGCAAAAUUACACCAACUUCAUGUUUCGAGAAGCCCUUGUUAGUGGCUUUUACGGUCUUCAGGCUGCAAGGGAUGAGUAUAGGUUGACAUAUAAGGAGAAUAAUCAGGAUAAUGUAAAAGAUUACAAUCAGGAAUUGGUGUGGCAUUUUAUGGAUGUGCAGACACGUCUUCUAGCACCUAUCUGUCCACAUUAUGCAGAGUUUAUUUGGAGAGAGAUUUUGAAGAAGGAGGGUUUUGUGGUGAAAGCAGGUUGGCCAACCGCUGAUGCUCCCGAUCUUACACUGAAGAGCGCCAAUAAAUAUUUGCAGGACUCUAUUGAUUCGAUAAGAAAGUUACUUGAGAAGAAAAUUCCAGGCUCAAAGAAAGCAAACAAACAAGGUGCUCUUGCUACAGCAUUGAAAGAAAACAAGAUAACAUGCUUGAUAUUUGUAAAUGAACAGUUUGAUGGUUGGAAAGCCGUGUGCCUAAGUAUUCUCCAGAACAAAUUCAACAGAGAUACCCGAACUUUUGCUCCACACUCAGAAAUAUUGGAGGCCAUACGACAGAGUUCUGUAGGUCAAUCUUUCGAUUUUAAACAAAUUCAAAAGAUAUGUAAUCCUUUCUUGAAGUUUAAGAAGGAUGAAGCGAUUGCACUCGGGGAACAAGCCCUGGAUUUGAGAUUGCCAUUUGGUGAAAUUGAGGUUCUUCGGGAAAACAAGGACUUCAUCAAGAGACAGAUAAGUUCAAAAGAACUGGUAGUGCAAGAUGUUGAAAUUUUAUCUGCAGCAGAUGCUGAUUCUGUGGCUAAAGCUGGAUCAUCGUCUUCUCUAAAUCAAAAUCCUCCAUCCCCUGGAGUCCCAACUGUCAUCUUUUUAACUCAGUAGCGACGAGGUUUUAGAUAUGGGAUUUGAUCAAGAUCUUGUGUUGGAGGUGUUCUUCGCAUGAAAUGAAAAAGAGGAUCUGCUGCUAACCAAAAGAGUUUAACGACUAGACAAAAUUCCACUUCAUCUUCUUUAUUUCAACUCUGAUAUAUAAAUUUACUAAAUAAAAUCUUUGUGUAAGUUGUUCACACUUUAAUCGUAAUUUCUACGUUCA
This is a messenger RNA of Medicago truncatula (barrel medic), 3593 nucleotides long. RefSeq names its product leucine--tRNA ligase, cytoplasmic. The transcript is spliced from 4 exons. Lineage: Eukaryota; Viridiplantae; Streptophyta; Magnoliopsida; Fabales; Fabaceae. Gene Ontology annotation, biological process: leucyl-tRNA aminoacylation. The record is from RefSeq and is a predicted model, not a curated record. Gene Ontology annotation, molecular function: leucine-tRNA ligase activity; aminoacyl-tRNA deacylase activity; ATP binding. Bases 74 to 3382 code for a protein of 1102 amino acids.